This is a messenger RNA of Spodoptera exigua (beet armyworm), 834 nucleotides long. The record is from the annotation of a GenBank genome assembly. Lineage: Eukaryota; Metazoa; Arthropoda; Insecta; Lepidoptera; Noctuidae.
UACUGUCAUUAAUGUCAGAAGAAAAAAUUGACAGUGACAAAACAGAAUCUACUGAAGUUAUAAAAUCGAAACGUAAUUUUCAUUUUGUGAUUGUUACGUAAAAACACAACAUGUUUCAAGUAAUUCGUCGUACAGCGAGUUUAUCUAAAACUCCGCUGUCUCGGUCUCUGCCUGCAUUCUCAACAUCAUCGCGGCUAGAUAGCCGUGAUCCCGUGCGUCUACAUGAGGCGCCAAUGAUUGACUCCGAUCUUGCUAUAUCUACUCCUGAUGAGAUUCGACAAAAAAAUCUUCUGGAUUCAACCAUUAAAGUUCCUGCAAAGGUGGACUUGACCCCUGUGAGCGGAGUUCCUGCAGAGCAUAUCGUCACUCGUCGUGUGCGCAUCUACCAGCCUCCCAAAAAUGCUAUGCAGAGUGGCACCAACAAUAUCCAUCAUUGGGAAAUGGAGUUUGAUAACCGUCAACGCUGGGAAAACCCCUUGAUGGGCUGGACAUCUACUGGCGAUCCACUUUCCAACAUGAAAGUGGCAUUCAAGUGCCCAGAAGAGGCUAUUGAGCAUUGUGAGAAGAAUGGAUGGAAUUGGUACUUAGAUGUGCCGAAAGUCCAGAAGCAAUUCAAACCUAAGAGCUAUGGAGUUAAUUUCUCAUGGAAUCGCCGCACCAGGGUCUCCACCAAGUAAACAUGUUAGUACAAUUUCUCAAUUGUCGCCAUUUUACAUAGACACUCUUGAUUAUAUUAGUAAAACCUAUUUAAUAUAAUGAUUUUAAUUUAACUAAAUUUUUUUAAUUUCAUAUCAAACUAGAAGAAUGUUGGUUAAAUAAAUAGUUGCUGUUGAA